AUGUCUGCAAACGAGAAGGAGGUUAUCGAGAAAGGCGCCCAAACUAUUCUUCAUGAAGAGGAUGUUCUCGACAAGGAGAUUGCAGCUCUCAACACGAUCGAAGAUACACAGACCUCAAGGGUCGUAUGGUUGAUCGCAAUCUGCGUCUCUGUUGGCGGCUUCCUGUUCGGAUAUGACACCGGGUAUAUCUCUAGUGUCCUUGUCACAAUUGGGGAUGACCUGGGGCACACUUUAUCAUCGAGCGAGCAGGAACUCAUCACAUCAAUCACCAGUGGAGGAGCGCUUAUUGGCGCAAUAUUUGCUGGCUUGACCGCUGACCGCUAUGGCCGCAAGAUUUCCAUAUAUUGUGGUUGUGGGGUCUUUGCCGUUGGCUCCAUUCUUCAAGCAGCAGCUUUUACCGUCGCUCAAAUGACUGUAGGGAGAUUUGUUGUUGGGCUAGGUGUCGGUGACGCGGCAAUGGUUGUGCCACUCUACAUAUCCGAAAUUGCUCCUGCCAAGUAUCGUGGCCGCAUGAUCACGAUGCAAACCUGUAACAUCACCGGAGGACAGUUCAUCGCAUACUGCAUCGGAGCCGGAUUCGCAGAGGUCAAGUCUUCUGGCUGGCGAUAUGUUGUGGCUAUAGGAGCAAUUCCCGCCAUCGUGCUCGCUCUGUUCCUGCCUUGGUGCCCGGAAAGCACUCGGCAGCUGGUGGCGCACGGGAAGCUCGAGCAGGCCGAUGCCGUGCUGGCCAAGUUGUAUCCUCAUUCUUCCUCAGAACAGCGUCAGGACAAGAUUCGAGCCAUACAGCAAGAUCUGGAGCAAGCCACCGAGCUGAUGGCCCACAAGUCCCUCUGGUGGUCAUACAAACAGCUGCACAUCGUCCCUGCCAACUUCCGUGCCAUGCUUACAGCGUGCUGCGUGAUGGGAGUAAGCCAACUCUGCGGGUUCAACACGCUGAUGUACUACAGCGGCACUCUGUUUGCCCUUGUCGGCUUCAAUAAACCUGUCGCCGUGUCAAUUGUGGUCGGAGCUUGCAACUUUCUGGGAUGCUGUAUCAAUCUAGUCAUCGUCGACCGCUUUGGCCGUCGGAGGAUCCUCAUCGUCACCGUGCUGGGCAUGUCUCUCAGUCUGGUGCUUGCAGCUGUUGCCUUUCACUACAUUCCCAUUAACUCUAAGGACCUUACACUUGAGAUCAACAACGUAAAUUGGGCUGGUAUCCUGGUACUGGUCACAAUCAUCUUUUAUGUGGGCUUCUUCGGUACUGGUGUUGCCCCUGUUUCCUGGAUGGGAGCAGAGCGUCUUCCGCUUGAGGUGCGUGCCAUGGGCACCAUGGUCAUGACGGUUACCUGCUGGGGGACGAAUAUCAUCAUUGCCUCGACCUUUCUAUCGAUGAUGAAAGGAUUAACCCCGAGCGGAGCGUUCGGAUUCUAUGCUGCCAUCUGUUUCCUAGGGUUCUUGUUCGCGGUCUUCUGCUUUGCAGAAACCAAAGGCAUGUCUCUGGAAGAAAUUCGAGAGGUAUUCAACCACGGUUUCGGUGUUGAUUAUGCACGAAAAUGGCAGAAGCAGCAUUCCUUGGAGGUCAAGAGAGCAGUCUCGUCUGCUUAG
Molecule: messenger RNA, 1584 nt
Organism: Fonsecaea multimorphosa CBS 102226
Lineage: Eukaryota; Fungi; Ascomycota; Eurotiomycetes; Chaetothyriales; Herpotrichiellaceae
Exons: 5
Coding region: 1-1584 (527 amino acids)
Biological process (GO): transmembrane transport
Cellular component (GO): membrane
Molecular function (GO): myo-inositol:proton symporter activity
Source: RefSeq, a predicted model, not a curated record